ACAGGGCGGGAACCCGCGGUGACAGGUCUUCACAGAGCCACCGGCGCGGGACACGGGCUGCCAGAGCCACUGAGGAAACAGCGGGGGACACGGGCUGUGAGAGACAUCCGGGGAACGACGGAGUAUUCGGGCUCCGACACUCACCAAGGACACCUGCGGGGGACACCGUUUGCCACAGCCACCGGGCCACAAGCGGGGGACAAGGCUUCAAGGUUUGCCAGAGCCACUGGGCCGCCAGCGGGAUCAUGGCUGCCAUCGAGGAACGCACCUUCAUUGCCAUCAAGCCUGAUGGGGUCCAGAGGGGGCUGGUGGGGGAGGUCAUAAAACGCUUUGAGAAGAAAGGAUUCAAACUGGUAGCCAUGAAAUUAAUACAUGCCUCUGAGGACCUUCUGAGGGAACACUACAUCGACCUCAAGGACCGGCCAUUCUACGAUGGCCUGGUGCAGUACAUGCACUCAGGACCUAUUGUAGCCAUGGUGUGGGAAGGUCUUAAUGUGAUUAAGACUGGAAGAAUGAUGCUGGGGGAAACCAAUCCGUUCGAUUCCAAGCCUGGCACUAUUCGUGGGGACUUCUGUGUCCAAGUUGGAAAGAACAUCAUUCAUGGCAGUGAUUCUGUGGAAAGUGCUGACACAGAGAUCAAUUUAUGGUUCACUCCUGAAGAACUUGUUGUUUACAGAAGCUGUGCUCAUGAGUGGAUCUAUGAUUAACACCUAGCCUGGAUCUUCUGAUAUUCCCAUGUCCAUGAACAGCUGCCAGUCUCUAGCUAUUCCAAGGAAUUCCCUGGUAGAAACCUCAGAAAACAGUGAAAUUGCUCUUUUGUGGAUGUUAGAGUUGGUGCUUGCUGCUCCUUUGAUUUAAAAGUUGUCAAGUUAUAGAUGGAAUUGCACAUGUUAAAAGCUGCUUCUGGGAUUGAGAGAUAUGAGAUGAAAACACAAAAUAGAUAACAUAUAUUUUUUCUGAAGCAUUUUAGAGUCAUAGAGAGUAUUUUGGUAAACAUUAAAAAAAUAGGUAAAAUUUAUUUGGUAAAUAAAUAUGCAAAUGGCUCAGAGUCAGACGUUAACUUUGCUAAAACAUUAGAGGACAACUGAUUGUGUGUAAAUGCAUUGACGGUAUGCCCAAAUGUUGAGGAUUUACUUAAUAUUAAGUGUGUCCCCAUUCCUAAAAUGGCCACAGAAAAAAAGCCCAUUUCUCUCCCCAGAACAUGCUGUGCCCAUAAAGAGCUCAACUCUGGCUAAAAUGACAACUGGCCUCCACACUGACACUGUUUCAACUCACUUCUUUUUCCUUCCACAUGGGAUUUAUGUAGUAUUUUAAGGACCGAUUAACCAGACAGGCUUGAUGAAAUGUCCUUUUAUGUGAAAAGAAGAUUAAUGUGAGGAUGGAUGAGGGAGAUUCUGCCUUUAGCCACUUCAGUGCAGCAGCUCUCUGACCUACCACAGAGCAAUAAAUGGUGUUUGCUUUGCCAGUUGAACAGCUGGUAAUUUAGCUGUGUUCUCAUUAGUGUAGUUUCCUCUGUAACUCUGUAGUCCUCUGUUCCCAUUACUGUAGUUUCCAGAAGCUGGAACUACAAAGCAAAUGGUCCUUGGAUAAGUUGUUUUAGACGUGACUUUAUCACUAUCAUUUUGUAUUUAUUUAAUGAUGUAAAGAAGUAGAGUCAUAAUAAUGCAGAAGGUGUUUCAGUUUCAACAGCAAAAGUUGUACUGGAUGAGGAAGUUGGGAUUGAUAUUAUGUAUUUAUUUCCCUGCAACAUUUUAUUCACUAAGAGCAAGAGUUUCAUGGAAUCACUUGCUCAAGCUCCACGAUUUUUUCCCCCACAGUGAGUUCUUGUAUCUGAAUACUGAACUAUGCAGUGAAUGUUGAAUUGAAGGGUUAUGAUACCUUACGAUGAUACUGAGCUCCUAAAAAGAGAUGGCACAAAAUAAAACAAUAUUUGCUGUUUCCAAGUGAAAUAAAAUGAAAUUUUAAAUAUUUUGUCUUAUAUUUAAUUAAUGAGUAUAAGGAGGUGGAACAAAUUCUCUAACUAUGAAGCUGUAGGUGAGGCUGAGAGCCUCUCUUCUGAAAAUAUUCAGUGUUAUAGAAGAUAAAUCAUUAGGUUAAAAGAAGUUGGAGGAAAGGGAAUAUGUGACAAACCUAAGCCUGAAAUGAGUGGUCUCCAGUUUAAUCUUUGCUUGAAAGGUUACUUGAGACCUCUCAAUUCUACAAAAUAGAGAAAUGUGGUUUGUCUGGAGGUGUUUGGGUUGUCAGGAAGCUGCUGUGUUUCUAAUGUGAUGUGACUGGGAAGAGGUGGAGGCCAGCAAUCCUGCAUGGUUGAGGUGUCUGAGCAGGUCCAGUGUAAAACCACUAACUGACCCCUCAAUAAGAGACAGUGCAAGGACUACAGAGGUUAUUUCAUUGAUAUCCCAGCUGCAGUGAUGGUGCGUGAUUAUAACUUGCUCAGGCAAAGGUGCUCUAUUGACUAGGAAAGGGCCAAGUAGUAAACAUCAUAAAAAAUAACAACACACUUCCUGCUUCAUGUUGCGACACGGGUUCAAGGACUGUGAGGUUUUGACACUUGGCGGCUUCAUUCUUCCCAAUAAAAUUAUCAAUAA
Messenger RNA from Motacilla alba alba, 2588 nucleotides. Its product is annotated as nucleoside diphosphate kinase-like. NCBI's taxonomy places the organism in Eukaryota, Metazoa, Chordata, Aves, Passeriformes, Motacillidae. The coding region runs from base 246 to 707 and encodes 153 amino acids. Gene Ontology annotation, molecular function: nucleoside diphosphate kinase activity. Gene Ontology annotation, biological process: CTP biosynthetic process; UTP biosynthetic process; GTP biosynthetic process. The record is from RefSeq and is a predicted model, not a curated record. The transcript has 5 exons.